Molecule: messenger RNA, 516 nt
Organism: Rosa chinensis
Lineage: Eukaryota; Viridiplantae; Streptophyta; Magnoliopsida; Rosales; Rosaceae
Product: heterogeneous nuclear ribonucleoprotein 1
Exons: 6
Coding region: 1-516 (171 amino acids)
Molecular function (GO): RNA binding
Source: RefSeq, a predicted model, not a curated record
AUGGAAGUGGCAAGUGAGACAAGUGAUUCUCGGCAAUGGGACGAAUUAAUACCCGAUGCAUUGGGUCUAAUCUUCAAAAAUCUGUCUCUUAAGGAGUUGCUGACGGUGAUUCCAAUGGAAGAGAUGAGAGCACCUGCAAGAAAAGUUACCAGGCUGUUUGUUGCAAGGAUCCCACAAUCUGUGACAAAAGCAAAAUUUCGAGGUCAUUUUGGGAAAUAUGGAGAGAUAACAGAUUUAUACAUGCCGAAGGAUCAAGGCUCAAAAAUGCAUCUAGGAAUUGGGUUUAUUACCUUUGAAAAUGCAGACUCCGUGGAAAAUUUAAUGGCUGAUACCCAUGAAUUGGGGGGUUCCAAUGUAGUUGUUGAUCGAGCAACACCCAAGGAAGAUGACUUUAAACCAGUGAGCAGAAUGCCAGCACCACAGGGUGGAUAUGGUGCAUACAAUGCGUAUAUCUCUGCAACCACUAGAUAUGCAACCCUUGGGGCUCCGACUUUGUAUGAUAAUCAAUUGCCUUAA